GUGUUGAUACCAUGACGUUGGAGUGGACGAGAUCUGACCUGAACACAUUUGUCUUUGUGUGGCGUUCAGGUCAGGACUUUGUAAAGCAAAAAAGUCCAUCAUACAAGGGACGAACAUCACUGUUUAUUGAAGAACUGAAGCACGGAAACAUUUCACUGAAACUCUCCAAAGUGACACUGUCUGAUAAGGGAAUUUAUUCAUGCUACAUUCAAGAGCUGGAGAAACGUUCUUUUGUUGAGCUUGUUGUUGCAUCAGAUGCUGCCUCCUCACCUGUCAUCAGUUUAGCAGGUGUUGACAGAGACAGAGGAGGAGUGGUGUUACAGUGUGAGUCUAAAGGCUGGUAUCCACAGCCUGAGGUGUUUUGGUUGGACGGUGAGGGAAACCUCCUCUCUGCUGGACCUACAGAGACAGUCAGAGGUCCUGAUGACCUCUAUACUGUCAGCAGCAGAGUGACUGUAGAGAAGAGACACAACAACAACUUCACCUGUAGAGUCCAACAGAACGACAUCAACCAGAUCAGAGAGACACACAUUAUUGUUCCAGAUGAUUUCUUUAAGGUCAAGUCCAGUUCUUCUCCUGUUACAGUUGGUUUGGCUGUUGGUUUGGCUGGUUGCAUCGUGUUAAUUGUUGCAGCUGCAGUUGUCUUUUUUGGGUGGAAAUGGAGACAAAACAAGAUCAAGACCAAGAGAAGCCACAGGGAUGAAACUGAUGGAGGAGGACGUAAUGCCACUGAAAUGCAGCGUCUCAAUGAAGAAGGAACAGACGGAGACACAGCUCAGUCAGAAGGAGAUGAAGGUGCAGCAGCUCGGUCUUCCAUCUCUCAAUGUAACUGGCAGAUCAUUAAGAAGCAGACGCUCCAGGAUCAGCAGAACAAAGUUCAGACCCUGAUGGAGGAGCUGGAGACGAAGAUGCAGGAGUUGGACAAGAAACAAGAUGAACUCCUGAAGGAGAAACAGAACAGAGAGAAAGCUGAGAGUGAAGUGACGAAGCUGGAGAAUCAGCUGGAGUCCAGGGCGAAAGGAGAUUGAAGCAAAACAAGCUGAAAACCAGAAGCUCCAGGAUGAAAAUAAGAAGCUUCAGAUGGACCGAGACACCAAGAUAAAUCAGGUUCA
Molecule: messenger RNA, 1112 nt
Organism: Thunnus maccoyii (southern bluefin tuna)
Lineage: Eukaryota; Metazoa; Chordata; Actinopteri; Scombriformes; Scombridae
Product: butyrophilin subfamily 2 member A1-like
Exons: 8
Coding region: 12-1028 (338 amino acids)
Source: RefSeq, a predicted model, not a curated record